AAGAACGCAGACACAAUAAAUUGCAAUUUUACAGCAAAUUUGGGAUGCCCGGUGUUAUCGGCUGUAUAGUCAGCACUCACAUUGCCAUUGUACGCCCAAACGACCAUGAGGAAAGUUUUUGCCGUAAAAAUUAUCACUCGUUGAAUGUACAACUAAUAUGUAAUGCAGACAUGCAAAUAAUUAGCACUGACGCGAGACACGGAAGAGGUACUCAUGAUUCGCUUAUUUGGUCCCAUCAUCCCCUAUGUGCUUACCUAAAUAACCUCAGCAGUAAUGAAGGCCUAUGGCUUCUAGAUGAUUCUGGAUAUCCUCUUAGGAGAACCGUAACGACACCAAUAUUGGAUGCACUAGAAGGUUCAGAAGAAGAGAAGAGAGAACGAUUGGUCUUCUGAAGGCCCGUUUCUGUUGCCUACUCGUACACAGGACACUUC
Messenger RNA from Hyposmocoma kahamanoa, 431 nucleotides. Its product is annotated as putative nuclease HARBI1. The record is from RefSeq and is a predicted model, not a curated record. The transcript is spliced from 4 exons. The coding region runs from base 45 to 392 and encodes 115 amino acids. NCBI's taxonomy places the organism in Eukaryota, Metazoa, Arthropoda, Insecta, Lepidoptera, Cosmopterigidae.